Erigeron canadensis is the source of this 1521-nucleotide messenger RNA. RefSeq names its product 3-hydroxyisobutyryl-CoA hydrolase-like protein 1, mitochondrial. The record is from RefSeq and is a predicted model, not a curated record. Gene Ontology annotation, molecular function: 3-hydroxyisobutyryl-CoA hydrolase activity. Lineage: Eukaryota; Viridiplantae; Streptophyta; Magnoliopsida; Asterales; Asteraceae. Gene Ontology annotation, biological process: L-valine catabolic process. The transcript has 14 exons. Bases 75 to 1334 code for a protein of 419 amino acids.
AAAUAUUCCUUUCCGUGAGUAAUGAAAACCCCUCUUUCCACCAAAUCCCUCCAAUUUCACUCACAAAUACAAAGAUGCAGCGGAUGAGCAUAACAGCUUCAAAACGACGUCGUUUCCUGCAUAAGAAUCUCCAGUUAUUCAUCAAUCCAUUCAAACGAACUUCUUCCACAACCUCUGCUCUUUCCAACAGUAACACAAUCACCCCCUCACUCUCUGAUCAUUCCCCAAUAUUGGUAGAAGGCAAUGCGUGUUCAAGAACUGUUAUCCUUAAUAGACCUAAUCACCUCAAUGCCCUCAAUACUUCCAUGGGACACACGUUGCAGAAACUAUAUAAAAGCUGGGAAGCAACCCCUGAUAUAGGGUUUGUGGUAAUGAAGGGAAGUGGCAGGGCUUUUUGUGCUGGUGGGGAUAUUGUUUCCCUCUAUGAAAUGGUUAAAAAAGGAAAUAUUGGAGGAUGCAAGGAAUUCUUUUGGACUCUGUAUAAUUUUAUGUACCUUAUAGGUACAUAUUUAAAGCCUAAUGUGGCUAUCUUGAAUGGGAUUACCAUGGGUGGAGGGGCUGGAGUGUCUAUUCCUGGAACAUUCAGGGUUGCAACUGAUGAAACUGCUUUUGCUACACCUGAAACAUUAAUUGGUUUUCAUCCUGAUGCUGGAGCUUCCUUUCACCUUUCACAUCUUCCCGGUCAUUUAGGGGAGUAUUUGGCUCUAACAGGUGACAUUCUUAAUGGAGCCGAAAUGAUUGCAUGUGGACUUGCUACACACUAUUCACCCAGUGCGAAUCUACCGGCAAUUGAAGAAUGUCUCAGGAAUUUGAGAACCGAAGAUCCUUCCAUCAUUGAGACAUCUCUUCAAAAUUACAGUGAUAUUGAUUAUCCUGAUAACAGCAGUAUUAUCCGGAGGAUUGAAACAGUUGACAAAUGUUUCGGUCAUGAUACGGUUGAGGAAAUCGUUGAUGCCCUGGAAACUGAAGCUGCCAGAACUCAUGAUAGGUGGUGCAAUUCCACCUUGAAGAAACUAAAAUAUGCCUCACCGUUGAGCUUGAAGGUUGCUUUGAGAUCGAUACAACAAGGCCGGUUACAGACUUUUGAUCAGUGCCUAAUUCGUGAAUACCGAAUGUCAUUGCAAGCAGUUUCUGGGCAGAUAUCAACUGAUUUCUCUGAGGGUGUUCGGGCACGUUUGAUGGAUAAAGAUUUUGCACCAAAGUGGACCCCACCGCGCUUAGAGCAAGUAUCCCAAGACAUGGUGGAUCAGUACUUCUCUCCAGUCGAUGCACUUGAACCGGAACUAGAUCUACCUACAAAGCAGCGAGAGGCGUAUACACAAGCAAAUAUGUAAAUUGAUUAUAGGAAGCAUCUUACAUUAUUUAGCCUCUGUUUGAGAAAUUCCUUAGGGUUGCUUGGAAAAUCAUGUAAUUAUGAACAUCACCUGAUUUUGGGCGAUCAUCUAUUCAUCAAUGUACAUCACCAGGCUUGCUUAUAUAACAUUAUUGUACUUUAACCAAGUUCAAAUCGGUUCUGCACCA